UGUCCGCAGUCCUUGUCAUUCCUGUACUGUGUCCGCAGUCUCUGGGUCAUCUCCUGUACCUGUGUCCCGCAGUCCUGGUCAUCUCCUGUACUGUGUCCGUCUGUCUCUUGGUCAUCUCCUGUAACUGUGAUCCGCAGUCUCUGGUCAUCUCUGUUACCCGUGUCCCAGUCUCUGGUCAUCUCCUGUACGAGUUGUCCGCAGUCUCGUGGUCAUCUCCCGUACAGUGUCCGCAUGUCUCUGGGUCAAGCUCCUGUACUGUGUCCGCAGUCUCUGGUCAUCUCCUGUGCAUGUGUCCGCAGUCUUCUGGUCAUCUCCUGUACUGGGUCCGCAGUCUCCCAUUGUCAUCCACUGUACUGUGUCCGCAGU
Staurois parvus is the source of this 366-nucleotide messenger RNA. The record is from the annotation of a GenBank genome assembly. NCBI's taxonomy places the organism in Eukaryota, Metazoa, Chordata, Amphibia, Anura, Ranidae.